CGCGGCCUCGCCAGUCGGCAGUCGCGUCUCGUUGCGUGCAGUGCUCUCGGCCAGGCGCUCACAGACACCCAUUCUCUCUUUAUUCGUGCUUCAGCUGCUGCAGCCGCCGCCGAAGAAGCGCCGAAAGCAGAGCCGAUCAGUCGUCGGACAGUGGCCGAGUUGCUCCGCCGAUGGGCCUUCGGCAGCCCGCCAACGACCCCUUCUAGUCCGACAACUGAGUUUUCGUGAGCGUUUUAACGCGUCGUCAGGGAACAACAGGUUGCCCUGAGAAGCAGGCGUCGCACCGUACGACGGAUCAGCCGAUCGCUCGCUCCUUCGCUCGCAAUGGCAGCCAUACGGUGGCGUCAGCACUUGGCGUCGCGCAGUCUGCGCAGGGUGUCCAGCCUGCUGGCAGCCUGGAUGGCCGUGGCGCUUUUGCUCUUCACCCUGGUGAGCAGAGACGUCAAUUUGCAAGGACUGGUGCUCACGCAAAAGGGGGCGGCGGUCAACGGCCGCCUCCUCCUGCAGCAGCCACCCCCGCCGGUCACCGCCGACGCCUCCACCACCGAGAAUCUGCUUGAACUCGAACCCCUCGUCGACCGGUCGCCGGUCAAGAACGAAAACGCUAUUGUUGAAGAGGUGCAGCGCAGUCUUCCGAGUCUGCCGCUGGAGUACUGGAGCAAAACGGCCAAGAACAAGGUGGGCCUGUCCAAGAACGGCAGCUGCGCCAAGUACCCGAGCCCGUACGAGCUCGAGUUCAACAACAUUUACUGGCAGACGCUGCGCACCUCCAACGGCACCUUCCAGUUGUACGGCGCCUAUUACGACGUGCGCCACCUGAGCCGCAUUGGACCUGCGGUCCGCAUUUUGGGCAUGCUCGAUCGCAUCGAGCCCAAGGUCAAAACGUUCUGCCAGUUCUGGUUUGAAGACCAAAAAGAACCUGCAAUUAUAGAGGUGAUGGAGUACAAGUACAUCUGGUACAAGAAGUGGGGCAACUACAAGCAGGGCAUCCUGCAGCCGUAUCUGAUCGCGUGCAAGCUGCCGCCGACACACAAGAGCCGCGUGCCGAUCUCCGUGUCGCUGGUCGAGCGACCGUGCGACACGGCCAGCAACAACCUGCGGGUGCUGUACAACACGCCGCCAGGCGGACAGAAGAAGGGCUUUGCGGUCUGCGUCAAGGGCCUCGAUUUCCUGCACGAGGACCUAUCGGUCCGCAUGGUCGAGUGGAUCGAGCUUCUCCACUUGCUUGGAGCCGACAAGAUCUUCAUGUACAAACUGCAGGUGCAUCCGAACAUCAGCAAGGUGCUGGACUACUACCAGCAGGUGGGCAAGGUCGAGGUCACGCCCCUCACCCUGCCGGGCACGCUGCCCAACAUCGCCGGCUUCCAGCACAUGUAUCUCACCAAGAAGGUGAAUCACAAGCGGCAAAACGAGCUCAUCCCCUAUAACGACUGCCUCUACAAGAAUCUUUACAUGUACGAGCACAUCGCACUGCUUGACGUUGACGAGGUGAUCAUGCCGAUCAAGUCGAUGAACUGGCAGCAGCUGAUGUCUGAGGAGGUGCUUCCGAAGGCGCUGUUGCUGCGUAACGAGACGCGCGCCUCGUACAACUUCCGCAACGUCUACUUCCUCGACGAGCUGAGCCACGCGCACGGCUGGUUCGCGCACAUGCCGCGCUACAUGCACAUGCUGCAGCACGUGUACCGCAGCAAGAACUUCACGAAGCCGGGCCAGUACGUCAAGUGCUUCCACAAUCCGGAGCGCGUGCUGACGCUGCACAACCACUUUCCGCUGGCGUGUCUCGGCUCGGGCUGCACCUCGUACCCGGUGAACACGAGCGACGCGCAGCUGCAGCACUACCGCGCCGACUGCGUCAAGACGCUGAAGAAGUCGUGCACCGAGUUCCGGCAGAACUCGACCCUCGACACCACCAUCUGGAAGUACACCGACAAGCUGGUCGCCGCCACCACGGACACGCUGAGGCGCCUCGGCUUCUUCCGCGCCCCCUCCGCCGCCUCGUGAUACGCCAGACGCCCCCUCGCCCGGCGUUCUCCGCCGCCGGCCUGAGCCUCGCGCGGCGUCCUUUCGCGCCCCCCCCCCCCCUCACGCGGCGCCGCUGCCUCGUUUCCGCGCUCUCCCGCUCUGAAAAUGCUGGAGGGUCUUUUGACAAGGCGUCUGUUGGCUAUUCUCCUCGGGGGCCCUGACAUUUUUUUUAAUGCUGACAGGGUUAAAAUGAAUUUGAAAUAUUAUAUAUGCUAUAUAAGAUAAUUUUGUUUUAAAAAUAGUAGAGUUAGGUUAGAUGUAUAUCAACAAUUCCCUUUUCCCGUUGCUCUUUUAAUCUGUUUUUAAAUUUUGAUCUACGAUUUUGUUUAAAAUCGUUUUUUGCGAAUAGAUUUUUAAAAAUUUUGUUGAAUAAUAUUUUAAUCUUUUUAUGUGUGUUUUGAGUCAUUUUAUUUGAUUUGAUCUGGCUAAUAUAGUCGUUCACAAAUAUGAAAAUGGUGAGAUAAUUGUGAUUUUAUUGUGUUUUUCUUUUUACAAUAUUAAUUUUGGAAAUGAAGUAAGUUGAAACAUAUAUUUUUUCUCUCAAGUAAAUUAAUUGUCUCUUGAGCCCAUUAUAAUAGAAGAACAAUAGACGAUCGAGUGUUUAAUGUUUCAGAGCAAAAAUAUUGAUAGCCUUUAGAAGAAAAUGUUUUUUUACGUAUUUUAAUAGCAAAUUAUAUUUUUAUAUAUACCCAAUUUUAGUCGUUUCGUUUAAAUUUGUAUAAAAAUGGUAUAAUUAUAAUCGAUUUUUCCAUAUUAGUAUCCAAUUUUUAAGUAAAAAUACUUAUUGUCAGAAUAUAAAUAGUUCAUUGGCCGUAUUUCCCAAGUUCAGGGGUUGAUAAAAAAAUAAAUACGUUGAAAAUGUUGAUCUGUAUUUCUCACGAUUAUAAUUUUAAAACCAUCAAUCUUAUUUGAGUUUAUCUGAAGUAAGAAUUAUAGGGCAAUUCUCUAUUCUAAUAACUCCAGGAUGUUCUAAAAUUUAGACAGGAAAUCUUUCGUUUUUCAAUUUAAAAUACUUAAAGAUAUAUGUGGCAAUCUUUGCAGUUAUAAAUGAUCUGCUUUAAUUUGUCAAGAAAAAAAUUACACAACAAAAUAUGAACUAAUUUUGGAAUUCAGUCAUUUAAUAAAAAUAAAUUCCAAAUAGAGUCUCUAAAAAACCAUGUAAUUGGGAGAGAUACAAGUCAGUAAAAAGUGAAAGAUUUCUUUAACCCUCGAUCGCAAAAUCUUCUAAUACUUCAAGCAAAAAAUACAUUUUUUUAUUUAAAUUUUGGUGUUCUGAAGUUUUUGCAGAUGAACACAACAAAAUGUUUCACCUUCAGAAUUUCAUUUUUUCUCCGUGUCUAUUACAAACGUCCUCCAAAAUUAAUACCCUCGUCUUCUUCCGCAACGUCGGCGGACAGGCCCCUUUGAGAGGAGAAUCGCCAAAGAGGCCUUUACCUACCGGGGCUCUACGAGAGUGAGUGAGCGAUCGCCAUACAUAUUGAAUGUAGAAUAAAUAUCGAGGGUGCGUUGCGUCCCUCAGCGCAGCCCAAACUUUGCUCCUCGUCGCUGUGCUCAAUGUAAUUAAACCGAAGGAGGGAGGGAGGGAGGGAGGGU
This is a messenger RNA of Cloeon dipterum, 3615 nucleotides long. RefSeq lists its product as uncharacterized. Gene Ontology annotation, cellular component: cytoplasm. NCBI's taxonomy places the organism in Eukaryota, Metazoa, Arthropoda, Insecta, Ephemeroptera, Baetidae. The transcript has 6 exons. The coding region runs from base 325 to 2001 and encodes 558 amino acids. Gene Ontology annotation, molecular function: glycosyltransferase activity. The record is from RefSeq and is a predicted model, not a curated record.